This is a messenger RNA of Solanum stenotomum, 875 nucleotides long. Its product is annotated as cullin-1-like. Gene Ontology annotation, molecular function: ubiquitin protein ligase binding. Gene Ontology annotation, biological process: protein ubiquitination; ubiquitin-dependent protein catabolic process. The record is from RefSeq and is a predicted model, not a curated record. The coding region runs from base 42 to 860 and encodes 272 amino acids. Gene Ontology annotation, cellular component: cullin-RING ubiquitin ligase complex. The transcript is spliced from 6 exons. NCBI's taxonomy places the organism in Eukaryota, Viridiplantae, Streptophyta, Magnoliopsida, Solanales, Solanaceae.
UGCUGUGAUAAGCUAAUGUUGCUCAUGUGCAGUUUGUGUUUAUGACGACUAGCCAGAUGAAGACCAUCGAGCUGGAGGAAGGAUGGAACUUCAUGCAGAAGGGAAUCACAAAAUUAAAGAAAAUCUUAGAAGGCCAUCCAGAUUCAUUCAGCUCCGAAGAGUACAUGAUGCUCUACACAACUAUCUAUAACAUGUGUACACAGAAGCCCCCUCACGAUUACUCUCAGCAGCUAUAUGAGAAAUACAAGGAAGCCUUUGAAGAAUACAUCAAUUCUACAGUUCUAUCUUCUUUGAGAGAGAAGCACGAUGAGUUUAUGCUGAGGGAGCUCGUGAAAAGAUGGGCAAAUCAUAAACUUAUGGUCAGGUGGCUUUCACGGUUCUUCCAUUAUCUUGAUCGGUAUUUUAUUGCUCGAAGGUCACUCCCUGCACUUAAUGAAGUUGGUCUGACGUGCUUCCGUGAUUUGGUUUAUCAAGAGUUGAAAAGUAAAGCUAGAGAUGCAGUUAUAGCACUGAUUGAUCAAGAACGUGAGGGUGAGCAGAUUGAUAGAGCGUUAUUGAAGAACGUGCUAGGCAUAUUUGUUGAAAUUGGAAUGGGGGAGAUGGAGUUCUAUGAAAAUGACUUUGAAGAUGCAAUGCUUAAAGAUACAGCAGCGUAUUAUUCUCGAAAAGCAUCAAACUGGAUUGUGGAAGAUUCUUGUCCAGAUUAUAUGUUGAAGGCAGAAGAGUGCUUGAAAAAAGAGAAGGAUAGAGUUUCUCAUUAUUUGCACUCAAGCAGCGAGACAAAACUUCUGGGGGUCAGUAUUGGAAUGAGGCACUUGAAAAUUGAAAUAUUAGUAUUUUCUUGGCAUCUUAACUACUGAUGAAAAGCUAUUUAG